AUGUUUAUUGAAGGGAGAAAACGAUCUGACAUUAACAGACCAAACUCAUCACCACAGACCGGCAUCCUUCCUGUUAUGAGAGUUUCCUCAAACUGUCAGAGAAAUAUCAGCUUGUUGACCUUUGACCCUGAUGGAGACCAUGUUCAAUGCAGACAUGGAUCCAAUUCCAAUGAAUGCUCCACCUGCACACCUCCGUCUGUCCUCAGUCUCUCAUCAUCUUGUUCUCUUUCAUUCAGUCCAACCAGCAGCAGUGAUGAAGGUUCAUAUGCAGUUCAGCUGAUGAUGGACGAUUUUCCCAGACAGACAAUCACUCUGACUGAUUCCAGUGGUUCUAUAGUGUCGAUAAGCUCCAGCAGUUCGAUGAGCAGAAUCCCUGUCCAGUUUGUUUUCAAAGUGGAUCCUGCAGCUCCGUCCUGCACAGCAGGUGAAUAUCUGCCCAGGUUUCUGCCUCCAACUCCUGAACAUGGAGCUCAGUUCUUCAUAGACAUCAAUGAGAUGAUAGAAAUCAACAUCAGAGCAGAGGCGACUCAGUCUGUGAUCACUGAGCUCCUGUUCAGUGGACCGGUCAACAUGGUCAAGAGUUCAUCUGGUUCAGGAAAUUUCACCCUGAGAUGGACGCCGUCUGUCAGUGAUGAUGAUAAAGAAAGCCAUCCCAUCUGUUUUGCUGUCCAGGCAAAUGCAAACAGUUCUGUCUACCAGUCUGAGCUUCGAUGUGUCAUUGUGAGGGUUGGAAACAUACCUUUCAUAGCGACUCCAAGUCCUCCUCCUAAAACAUCUGUGACUUCAACUACUGUUGCUCUCCCUUUGACAACUACAAGUCCUCAACCCAAAACAUCUCGUCUUACGGUUCUGAAGAUGAAGAUCUCCACUACGCUGUCACUGAAAGAGAAUAAAGAUGAAAUUGAGAAAGCGAUUAAAGAUGAACUGAUCAGACGAGGGCUGCCUCCAGACAUCAAGGUCCGCCUGCUGAGCGACGGUUCAGUGCAGGUUAAAGAAACAGCUGCCCCCUAGUGGCUACAAAUGAUAAUAAAUCUGAUCCAUGAAGAGGAAUAUUACUGGGUUUAUCUGUUUUUACUUCUUGUACUUUUUAAUAAAUCUGGGGACUUAUGGUUGUUUUAGUUAGUGUGGGAAUACAAGUUUGGUUCGAGUGAUUUUUUAAGUUAUGUUAAACAGAACUUAGUCUUUCAUUUAUGGGUUAAUCAGUUGUAGUUAAUUUAGUAGGGUUUCAUCCACUUUAUUUUUAAAUUUGUAUUGAUCUUAAACUGAUUAUGUUAUUCAAUUUCUUUUAUGAACAUUAUAUGGUAUGUGUAUUAAUUGUUUGUAAUCAAACUUCUGUUUAACUCUGACAUGUGGGGUCAUCAAGGGGUCAUCGAGGGGUCAAGGAGAGCACUGUAUGGUCUCAAAAACCAGUCUGAUGUUGAUUAGGUUGGUAGGGAGGACAACCUAGUGGAUCGCUCCAGUUUACUGAUAAACUCAGUCCCACGUCCUUGAGAAUAAUAUUUUGUUCAAAAUAACACCUGGAUUAUCUCUGGGUAGAAAAUCAUCCUGAAGGAGAACGUCCAUCUCCUGACUGCCAACGUCAGGACGGCCCAGGUAGAAAACCCACCUGGACAGCCAGGUAAAAAUGUAUGUGAGCUACAACAGUCAGUCAGAUCACCGGCUGAGACACGGUGCUCUCUGAAGACGCUUCUCUAUUUCUUUAUAUAGGUGAUUAAUGUUUCCUUUUGUUUGUAAUAAUCAACGAUCAUGUUGGUGUGAUUUCAUGCAUUUGAUUGAUUGAAUAAAAUAUUGAUUGAUCUGUGAUUGUUGUCUGGGUUUCACUUUUACGUUCAGCAUCUACAGACCUGGAGAGAUGAGAAGUGACAACGAGCAACAGUAGAAAUAUCUCAUCUCAAUGGUUGUCU
This is a messenger RNA of Gambusia affinis (western mosquitofish), 1904 nucleotides long. RefSeq names its product integrin beta-like protein A. The transcript is spliced from 10 exons. Lineage: Eukaryota; Metazoa; Chordata; Actinopteri; Cyprinodontiformes; Poeciliidae. The coding region runs from base 1 to 1011 and encodes 336 amino acids. The record is from RefSeq and is a predicted model, not a curated record.